AUGGAGACAAAAGAAAUAUAUGAAGAGCCAGAUAGUACGAGCAUUCUGUACUCAAAUACCAAACAUGCAGCCAUCACCUUCCAAAUUCCUCACCUCUCCACCACCUGCCAUCGCAUCAACUUCGAGACUUCUCAACCACCACUCCCAGAAUACAAAAACCUCUGCGCAGCAGUCAUAGAUAACGCGUUCACUGAAGAAGAAUGCGCCGAACUCAUCCGCAUUGCGGAGUCCAGCACUAUCCCUCCUGGCGACUCUACCGCGACACCUACGUGGGAGCGCGCCAUGAUCAAUAUCGGAAACGGCAGGCAAGCGCUCGCAACUGAUACGCGGAAUUGCGGACGUAUUAUCUAUGAUUCCGAGGAUAUAGCAGAUAAGCUGCUGGCUCGGUUACUGCCAUUUUUCAAGGAAUUGGGGAUCGACAAAAUUGAGAAUCAACCUCGGGUGACGGGCCUUGGAGGGCGGAAUAAAGCUUAUGGAAUGACUCGGUUGAAUGAACGGCUGAGGUUCCUCAAGUAUGAAGGGGGGGAGUACUUCCGGCCGCAUUGGGAUGCGCUAUACAUGACGCCUGAUGGAAAGGAGAAGUCGUACUAUACUAUUCAAUUGUACUUGAAUGGCAAUGGGGAGCAGGAUCUUGGGGAAUUGAAGAGGGAAAUGAAGAGGGCUGAGCGAGGAGAGGGGGAGGUAAAUAUGGAUGUGAAGGGCGAGCUGCUGGGUGGAGCGACGUCUUUUCUACCCCGGUAUGAGGAGAAGGAGAGGCAUUUGCGUGUCUUUCCGAAGACCGGUUCGGUGUUGGUGUUUCAGCAGAUGGAUCUGCUUCAUGGCGGGGAUCCGGUCUUGAGAGGCACGAAAUAUACGAUGCGGACGGAUGUGAUGUAUCAGCAGUUGUGA
This is a messenger RNA of Aspergillus niger, 888 nucleotides long. RefSeq lists its product as uncharacterized. The record is from RefSeq and is a predicted model, not a curated record. The transcript is spliced from 2 exons. Bases 1 to 888 code for a protein of 295 amino acids. Lineage: Eukaryota; Fungi; Ascomycota; Eurotiomycetes; Eurotiales; Aspergillaceae. Gene Ontology annotation, cellular component: endoplasmic reticulum. Gene Ontology annotation, biological process: peptidyl-proline hydroxylation to 4-hydroxy-L-proline. Gene Ontology annotation, molecular function: L-ascorbic acid binding; iron ion binding; procollagen-proline 4-dioxygenase activity.